Molecule: messenger RNA, 1131 nt
Organism: Penicillium antarcticum
Lineage: Eukaryota; Fungi; Ascomycota; Eurotiomycetes; Eurotiales; Aspergillaceae
Product: putative glycosyl hydrolase
Exons: 3
Coding region: 1-1131 (376 amino acids)
Biological process (GO): carbohydrate metabolic process
Source: RefSeq, a predicted model, not a curated record
AUGCUGCUUUCUCGCAAGUUUCUUGCGGUCUCACUGCUUUUGACAGGCUCUGCCGUUGCUGAUGACGCACGAUCAAGAGCUCAGGAUGCCCUGAAGACCCUCCAGACAUGGUAUAACCCCCAAAGUGGCAUUUGGGAUACCUGUGGGUGGUGGGAUGGUGCUAGUUGUAUGACUACCGUCGCAGAUUUGGCUGCUCUGGAUCCCUCUGUGAUGGAUACGGCGACUUAUGUCUUCAACAACACAUUCCACGUGGGGCCGGUGUCAAACCCGGCACCCGGUCCCGAGAAGAAGACCGUAUUUACCCGCAACAGCCAGGGUUCCAACGAUGUCAAUGUCACGCAGUGGCUCGACCAAGCAUACGAUGAUGAUGGAUGGUGGGCCCUGGCAUGGAUUGCUGCCUAUGAUGUCACUAAGGAGCAGACAUACCUGGAACUAGCCGAGGGCAUCUUUGAGAGCUUGGCCGCAGCUUGGGGUACCAAUUGUGGUGGUGGUGGUAUUCCAUGGAACCCCACAAGCACCUACGUCAACUCGAUCACGAACGAAGUAUUCCUCUCCGUCGCAGCACACCUAGCCAACCGAGUCCCAGACCGAAAGGAAUAUUAUGUGCGCUGGGCACAGAAAGAAUGGGACUGGUUCACCUCCCAGGACUUCAUCGGUGAGAACGGAACCAUCAACGAUGGACUAUUGGAGAACUGCCAAAACAACAGAGCUACAGUCUGGUCUUACAACCAGGGUGUUGUACUCGGCGGUCUGGUCGAGUUGAACAGAGCUGCAUCCAACAACACUCUGCUGCCAUCUGCCAACAAAAUUGCCAGAGCGGCCAUUGACACACUAGCCGACUCCAAUAUGGUCAUUCACGAGUUCUGUGAGCCGCAGUGUCUCCCCGAUGGGACACAGUUCAAGGGGAUUUUCAUUCGCAACCUGCAGAUGUUGCAGAAGGCAUCCCCGGAUGAGACCUAUCGGAAGGUUAUUAUGAACAGCGCGAACAGCAUCUGGCAGAACGACCGCGACGAGAAGGGUGGACUGGGUGUCAACUGGGCUGGCCCCAUCCAAGCGACAGUGGAUGCAUCAACGCAUAGCUCAGCACUUGAUGCGUUGGUUGCAGCUCUUUCCCUCAAUAUUCUUCUCUAG